This is a messenger RNA of Daucus carota subsp. sativus, 1751 nucleotides long. Its product is annotated as ankyrin repeat-containing protein BDA1-like. Gene Ontology annotation, molecular function: protein binding. The transcript has 2 exons. The record is from RefSeq and is a predicted model, not a curated record. The coding region runs from base 175 to 1614 and encodes 479 amino acids. Lineage: Eukaryota; Viridiplantae; Streptophyta; Magnoliopsida; Apiales; Apiaceae.
AAUAACCCCCAAACCUUGAAGUACUAAUGUAAUAUAGAAACCAGUUCACCUGAUCACUUCCACAAUACUCCUCUCAUAACAUCGUCAUCUUGAAUGACAUAUACACCAACAACAUACGCAUACUUAUUACACUACAUACCUAUAUAUUCAGCGUAGAAGUAGAAAUUUAAGCUGAUGGAGAACAAGUUGUAUGAUGCAUGUGUGGAAGGAGAUGCAGAGAAGCUGGAAGCACUAAUGAGAGAAGAUAAACUUAUUCUCGCUAGGCUUUCACUUUUAUCUUGCUCUAAUCAUACACCUCUGCAUUUAGCAUGUAUGUUGGGUCAUUUUAAUUUUGCUAAAUCUCUCCUUUCUUACAAGCCUGAUUUCGCAAGCUGGUUCGAUUCACAAGGCCGUUCUCCUCUUCAUUUGGCAUCUGCAAACGGAUAUGCAAAUAUCGUUCAGCUGUUGUUACAGAUAAAUCCGAAGAUGUGUCGAAUUUGUGACGAAGAUGGAAGGACUCCUCUGCAUUUGGCUGUGAUGAAUGGUCAACAUGAGUCUGCUGCUGAGUUGUUAAAAGCCAGCUCUGAUUUUGAUCGAGGAAAAGUAUUGCGGCUGUGUGUUGUGUACAAUCGUUUGAACAUUCUUGUACUUGUAUUAGGAUCGAAUUUCGCGGACUUGUCGACCAUCAAGGAUGAGAAAGGCAACACUGUUCUGCACUCUGCAACAGAGUUGAAACGGGUGCAGAUGAUAAAAUACCUGGUGACGAGAGGUGAUGUACUGGACUUGAAUGCGGUGAAUAAAAAUGGUCUCACAGCUUUGGACAUAAUAGAGCAGAUGCCCCAAGAUGUGAAAACCAUGGAGAUCAAGGAGCUUCUUAUUUCAGCUGGCAGUUUGAGAGCUAAACUAAACAAAGGUGCAACUUCAGAAAUAGUAGUUGAACAAGGACCAGCAGCACCUGACAAAAAUAAAAAGGGGGUAAAGAAGAAGAAUUCGAAAAGCUCUAGCAACUUUCCAAAGAAACAGCCGAAGAAAGACAAGAAUUUACUGGUAGCAGCAUCUGUGAUAGCUGCAAUGGCUUACCAAGCAGCUCUUAGCCCACCCGGGGGCCUCGCUGCAGUGGAUGCCACCACAAACUUAGCCCCUUCUUAUGACACAUAUAAGCUUAAACCUGCAACUUCUCUUGUAUCCGCAUUUAUGCAAGACUAUAGUGCUGUGUUUUGGAUAUCUAACACCAUCGCCUUUAUGGCUGCUUUGAGUGUGAUCUUUCUAUAUGUGAGCGGUGCAAGGCUCCACCAAAGGUUUCUUGUUUGGCUUAUACGAUUAGGCAUGUGGAUAACUCUCUCAGCGAUGACAUCCGCGUAUGUGUGUGCAGUUCUUGCCAUCAACCCGGAUGAAGAUAUUCAUAAACCUGGCAGUACAUUUUUUGCACUUGCAAUUGGACUAGUAGCAUGGGCUGGACUGAUUGCCCUUACCUUUGUGGUUCUUGUUUUUAAAUCCCUCAGCUACAUUGUGAGGAAAUUUUUUACGAUUAUUAAAAGGGCUACUAGGAAGAAGAAGAAGAAGAAGAAUACAGGUGAAGAAGGUGAAGCAGCUUCAGGCUUUAGCACCCCAGACACAGACACUUAUAUUGUCUAAUUAAAAAUACUAGUAUGGAAUCUAUGUUCAAUUUCAACUCACAAUGGAGUUUGAGAUAUCUAUUUACUUCUUUAAUUUCUCUCCUGGAGGUACUGUAUUAUUUUCAUUAUUUACCCCAAGAGACUCUGUUCUCUCCA